AUGGGGCUGCCAUCUGAUCUCAGGGAGGCCCUGGAAUUAAUUCAGCCCUUCUAUUCCUUUUACCAGGCUUCUACCAGAGACCUCAGCAGCAAUGGCAGCUCCCAGUUGAAGACAGAAAUUCCGGUUCCUGGCGCUGUGCCGCGCUCCUGGGAAGUUUCCGAGGUUAAGUUCAGUGUUGUGAGUGCCGGAGCCCGGGUGGCAAGAGGCCCCGCCGUGCCUGGCGAACCUGGGGACCUGAAAUCUGUGCUGUCAGAAUUGUCUCUGCAUUGCCAACAACAGAAGAAAAUGAAUGGAUCUCUGGGGUCGGUAUCAUUUGAGGAUGUGUCUGUAGACUUCAGCUGGGAGGAGUGGAAUGAACUGGAUAAUGCCCAGAGGAUUCUAUACAGGGAUGUGAUGCUGGAGACAUAUAGCAACGUGGUAUCCUUGGGGUACUGCAUUCCUAAACCUGAAGUGAUUGUUAAUCUGGAGCAAGGGGCAGAGCCAUGGCCCAGAGAAGCCCUAGACAAGAAUAUCACAGAUGUCCAGCAAGUAGAUAGCUUGAUGGAAAUACGCCAGGAAAGUCGAGACACACAUCUGUUGCCAGUUGUAAUCACCAGAAGCAACACAGUAGAGGAAAGUGUCAUUUUUUAGGUGUAAAACAUGGAGCAAAU
Molecule: messenger RNA, 650 nt
Organism: Dipodomys spectabilis (banner-tailed kangaroo rat)
Lineage: Eukaryota; Metazoa; Chordata; Mammalia; Rodentia; Heteromyidae
Product: zinc finger protein 39-like
Exons: 6
Coding region: 1-630 (209 amino acids)
Biological process (GO): regulation of DNA-templated transcription
Source: RefSeq, a predicted model, not a curated record